CUUCCUCCCCUCAUUCUCUUGCAACACAACAUCAUUAGCUCCUCCAACUAUCUGCCUCUCCUGCAUUCUUGUCUCAGCGCUGUGUCGGCUCCUGCAACGCUGCUUCUAACUUCUUUGUCUGUGAAACGUGUGUGCCGGUUCGAUCGAAUGGCUUCUUCAAAACUACAAGCCUUCUGGAAUCACCCUGCUGGCCCCAAAACCAUUCAUUUCUGGGCUCCAACAUUUAAAUGGGGAAUCAGCAUAGCAAACGUUGCCGACUUUGCUAAGCCUCAUGAAAAGAUAUCCUAUCCACAGCAAGUAGUUAUUGCUUGCACUGGAAUUAUUUGGUCACGCUAUAGCAUGGUUAUCACACCGAGAAACUGGAACCUUUUCAGCGUUAGCGUUGCGAUGUCCGGUACAGGCCUAUACCAGCUUUCUCGUAAAAUAAGGAAAGAUUACUUCUCGGGUGCUGAAAAGGAGGCCGUUGCUGCAUCACUGGAACUGGAAGUAUAGCAACGGCGACCGACUCGACUUAAUAAUCGACUGAAUAGGGUGCCUGGUGCCUUGGAGUCGGUUUCAGAUUCACUCUGGUCCGUGGAAUCCCAAUCUUUCGUUCCAUGUCAAAAUACAUUUAUUUCUCGCUCGAUCACACCGGUGGGCAGGCAAGCCAAAGUAUUAUGAAAAAUCCAUGCAAGUUAAUAAUCGUGUAUGCAGCAUUAUAUCGUGUGCAAAAAACCAAAUUUUUGACACAGAUUAAAUACACGAACCGCAUGGCCGCCUUUUAUCUUGUUAUAUCCAAUAUGUUGUUUCUGCAAGAAACCUGAACUACAGGUUAUCUAGGUUGAUUUUGUUCAUAUAUAUAAGAUCGGAGACGUGUGUACCUCUAGUCCCACAUUCCUAUGGCCAACGCAUGUACUGAGGCAU
Triticum aestivum (bread wheat) is the source of this 903-nucleotide messenger RNA. Its product is annotated as mitochondrial pyruvate carrier 4. Gene Ontology annotation, cellular component: mitochondrial inner membrane. The record is from RefSeq and is a predicted model, not a curated record. Bases 148 to 492 code for a protein of 114 amino acids. The transcript is spliced from 6 exons. NCBI's taxonomy places the organism in Eukaryota, Viridiplantae, Streptophyta, Magnoliopsida, Poales, Poaceae. Gene Ontology annotation, biological process: pyruvate import into mitochondria.